Messenger RNA from Cuscuta campestris, 1801 nucleotides. Lineage: Eukaryota; Viridiplantae; Streptophyta; Magnoliopsida; Solanales; Convolvulaceae. The record is from the annotation of a GenBank genome assembly.
GGGUCGCGGACGUGCCCCCAUCUGGGUUGGUAACCGGUACACCCAGCCACCAUAUGAAUAAGGUUUCCCGGUCACAGGAUCACCCUUGAGAAGUUUCUCGCAUGCGUCCUCAAGCUCAGGCGUGGGCUCCGGAUGAACCCUUUCAGGGGGCGUUCACGCCAUUCCCGUCGAGCUUGGCUCAAUUUGCCGCUGACCCGACGAAUGCCCAAGCUCUCCAAGGCUAUCAUCAGGUGAUGGCCAUGAUGCAACAGGCGGGGGGCUUCAUGUCGUUUUCCUAUCCUGGCAUGUUCCCGUCGGUCGUAAGUCAUGUACCUCCUCUGGUAUCAACCCCGUCAACAUUCAUCCCAAGGGUGGUCCCUGUGCGCCUGGUGAAUUUGACAGGGGCGAUGGACAAAGCGGCACCUUCUAACGUCCAAGGCAACUCGAAGGAGGCCAAUGAUGCAGAGCAGGAGGAGGCCCGCAGAAGGAAGGGUAAGGGCGUCGGAGUAUACAGGCUCUCAUAUGAUGAGGAUGAUCUGGACAAGACAGAGAGUGUCGCGAGAAAGCGACGCGCCCUAGAGGAGAAAGUGGAAGAGAAGGCGGGGGUGAAAAAACGUACCCUGGCAAAAUCUCCUUUCUCGGCCAGGGUUCAUGCCCAUAGGCUAGGGCGGAAGAUCAAGUUGGAUGUAGAGAAGUUCACCAGAAAAGAGGAUCCGGACAUCCAUCUUGACACCUUCCACAACGCCGCGCAAAUGGUUGGGUGUACGGAUGCAGAAGAGUGCUUACUCUUCUUCUCAUCCCUUAGAGGAAGACCAGUGGAAUGGUUUAAUAACCUUCCCCAUGGCAAAAUCAGGUUUUUUGAGAGACUGGCGGAGAUUUUCCACAAGAAAUACCGGGAGAAUUGCAUCAAGAGGAAGAAGUUCACCUACCUUAACACGGUAGGGAAGAGGGAAAAGGAGUCGUUGACUCAAUUCCUCACCCGAUGGAGGGAUGAGGUAGACAAAGUAGAGGAGAUGGACGACAAAACAGCAAUGUCGCUCCUGAUGAACGCCUUCCGGUCGGGUGACUUUUAUACCGAGUUCUGCACUAGGCCUGCUUCCUCUUACCAGGAAGCAUACAAUAUAACAUGGGAGUAUGCCGAAGCAGAAAACCUGAAUCGGAUCAAAAGAGAACUGAAAGAAGGCUACACAAAAGCCAAAUCAGAGAAGGCAAGGAAGGACGACCAGGCGGGAGGUUCAAGGCCAAAGGUCACUAACGACGGGAUAGUGCACCAAAUACGGGACAAGAAGGGAGAUCAACCAAAUAGGGGCUUGAGGAAGACCCAUAGGCGAGUACUUGAAUCCACCCACAUGAAUAGGAUCAAGGAAAGAAGAGAGGAUGGACAAAAUGUGGUCAAGAUUACUAAGCUUGCUUUAGACGGAUCAGUCUUGAUGUCUAGGACCUGGACCGUUGCAUGGGCUGAUAGCAAAAAAAGAAAAAAAACCCUUGAGAUAGGGGCCUUGAUGUUGAGGUAUCGCCUUGAGACAGGCUGGAUCCGGAAGAGGAUUCACAUCCAUACUUACAUGGAUCCCUACCGACUUUUUGGUCGGGAAGGGUUAGAAAAGAUGCCAAAAGAGAAAAAAAAUAAUAUUACCGUCUUGUAUGAGCCAUCCUUUGUGGAUCGGAAUGUCUAGGGAAGACUAGAAUUUCCGAACACAUAAAAUAUGGACGUGCAGGAUUGGAUGAGGGCUGGUUCUCACCGGCAUACCCCCAUGUGGGAAGAUUAGGUUGGCUUGGUCAACCUAAUAAUUAGAGGAUGGCACAUUAAAAGACUAAAAACCCG